Arvicanthis niloticus (Nile rat) is the source of this 1376-nucleotide messenger RNA. RefSeq names its product transmembrane protein 240 (gene Tmem240). Lineage: Eukaryota; Metazoa; Chordata; Mammalia; Rodentia; Muridae. Gene Ontology annotation, cellular component: synaptic membrane. The record is from RefSeq and is a predicted model, not a curated record.
AGGGAGGAGGGAGGGGGCCGCCGCGCGGACCGCAGGGAGCCGGGCGCAGGGAGCACGGGAGGGCGGAGCGGAGGGCUGCCAGCAACGGGCGACGGGCGAGCGACCCUACAGCAGCCCCCACAUCUCUGCUGCCUGUGCCCGCGCCUGCCCCCGGGGUCCGCGGCGGCCCGGCGCGCGAGCGCUGACCUCUGCGGAGGCGGCGCGGGCUCAGCAUCGGGCCGGGGCCGGGAGGGGCACCGGGGCCGGGGGGCGGCGCUCCGGCCCGGCCCGGCCCCGCCCGAUGUCCAUGAGUGCGAACACCAUGAUCUUCAUGAUUCUGGGGGCGUCGAUCGUGAUGGCCAUCGCGUGCUUGAUGGACAUGAACGCGCUGCUGGAUCGAUUCCAUAACUACAUCCUCCCGCACCUGCGGGGCGAGGACCGCGUCUGCCACUGCAACUGUGGCCGGCACCACAUCCACUACGUGAUCCCAUACGACGGGGACCAGUCGGUGGUGGACGCCUCUGAGAACUACUUUGUGACAGACAAUGUGACCAAGCAGGAGAUCGACCUUAUGCUGGGCCUGCUGCUGGGCUUCUGCAUCAGCUGGUUCCUGGUGUGGAUGGAUGGUGUCCUGCACUGUGCUGUACGCGCCUGGAGGGCUGGUCGGCGCUAUGAUGGCUCGUGGACCUGGCUGCCCAAGCUGUGCAGCCUGCGGGAGCUGGGCCGGCGGCCACACAGGCCCUUCGAGGAGCCUACAGGGAACAUGGUGCACGUGAAGCAGAAGCUCUACCACAACGGCCACCCCAGCCCACGGCACCUGUGAGUGCCCAGGACUCGGGGCUGCUGUGCACAUGUAAAGGGACCUCGUGGACACCCAGCUGGCAAGACGGGACUGCGGCCUCAGGCCCAGGGUAUGCUGGGCUGUGGCCAGCUGGGCUGUGGCCAGCAGGCAAAUCCAGUGGAAGGUGCUGUCUCUUCUUUUUAUAAAGGGGGUUGGGUGGGGGCUGGGUUGGGGAUGGCCUCUGGGCUUCAGGGACAGCAGCCUGGUCUCCACAGUGAGCAGGACACAAAGGCAGACUCUUAAGAGGUGCUGGGGCCAGGGGUGGUGGGUCCAUAGUGGGGAGAGGCUUGGUCUGGUCCACACUAGCCUAAGGCCACAUCUCAGUGAAAGCAGUGUUUCUUGAGCACCUGUUGUCCAUCCGUCCGUCUGGAGGGGAGGGAUGUGUCAGGGCCUGCGCCCAUCUGCACACGGGAGCAUGUGCAUGGGGCGUGUGCGACUGUAGGGUGGGACUGAGGGGCGGGCCCCUAGCAGCAAUAAGAAUGUGGUGGCCUCAGGUGUCCCAGCCCUCACUGUGAAGCCCACCCUGCCUGGCCAGUAAAUUCUCCAGAAAGCUCCA